UGCGAUAGAAAUGUGAAGAUCAUUAGGUGUGUCCUUCAGGCGAUCCGGACUCCCAUAUCUACAGAUACAACAAGGACGGCUUUCCUCGGAGAAGGCGGCCACUGUUUAAGUACAACGUUGAUAACUGUUGACUUUGUGCUUUUUCCCUCACUUUAGGUUUCGAUUCUGUCCUCAUCUCUAGUUUCAGAUCCGAUGAGGAAACCGAUUAUUCUUCAGCGUUCUGCAGUCGGCCGUUUGGAUGAUAGUUCCACGAGCAUUGAUUCUCCUAUGCCGACCAAUACUUCUCGUGAAGGCUCAAGACGCAAACCUGUUGUACCAGCGAAGCUCUGUUCAGAUGGAGGCAGGUUCGACAAUCCCGAAUAUCAAAAGGAAAAAUACGGUUCAAAAUUCCACGGCACUAUUUUCACAAGGGUAAGCAAAUUUAUACAGAAAACCUCAAUUGUCCACGUCAACAAGUGCACAAGUCUGUCACUGACCGCCACAAUACAGUGUCAAUGUCCGCACACUAAACAGCGGCGAGCAGAAUGUUGGCUCAGUAGUGCGAAUUGUGGUCGUCCCUUCCGACGACAGUCUCGUGAUGUUCUAGCUCACUCAUUUGUACCUCGAUUACUCAGUUCUAGUCCUCCUGGUGUUUCCGAAAGCUCCGGCGCAGGCGCUUCAUAUACGGACAAGUUACCUCUCCGUAAGCGGAAAAUUCCACCUCUGGUUCUCAGGGAAAAACAAAUCCCGGUGCCGUGCAAUUCAGAAACUUCGUUGCUCAAUGAUGGACGGACGAGCGUCGGGGAUCUUACAGUCUUUCCGACUGAGAGGCCCGAGGAGCCCGGAGCAACACUUCCAUGUUCCGUAGUUCGAAAUCGGGUCCCGCGAAAUGAACCUGGUCAAGAGCCAAGUUCAGACAAUACAAAAGAAGAACGCUUACAGCAUUCAGCUGCAGAGAACCAGGUGAUUGUCAUGGUUGACGAGGAUUUUAAAACGCUCCGCCAUCGUGAAGCAUGUGCUCGAAUGUAUGACCGACUCAUACAUGGGUUGGUUGAAAUCCCCCCGGAAGCUAUAAGAGGAUCAUCUACUCUAGAAACCGGUAAUCGAACUAGAGCUCAUGCAAUCUGCACCCAAGUCUUCUCCCGUAGAGAUGACUGGCUCAACGAACCAGGUCUGCGUCUGAUGGAUUUCUUCCAUUUGAUGAAGGAUGAUGUUCGACUGUUGUGUUGGUUGGCUCGACGUCGGCUUAUCGCUAAUCGGCUGCAGUGUAAUAAGGGUGGUUGUGUCGACCAACUCUACCUUGUCCGGGAUACGGGUUCACCGGAUGGAUGGACAUGGCGAUGUGAUAGUUGUCAGAACAAACGGUCCAUUCGCCAUCGUAGCAUUUUCACCCAUUGUGAUAUGAGUAUUCGAACUGCUACACAAAUUUUAUAUCUCUGGAGUGUAGGACAUCCGUCCAAUCUCAUACCCUGCGAUACGGACACCUCGAUACAGGAUACCAAUGAUUGGCUUUACUGCAUUCGUGAAGUUUGCCGUGAGACCAAUUCCGAAUUGAAGGAGCGUAUUGGAGGAGUACAGCAGGACGGUGAUGCUUCCAACUACUAUCGAGUGGUUGAAGUUGACGAAUGCAUGUUUACUUGUUGGCUGGAAGAUCCACUAGUCGGACCGACGGUGAAGGAAAUUUGGCUUAUUGGUGGUGUGGAGCGUGGCACGGAACGCACCUUCCUUGCCCGUUGUCCGCAUAAUAACCGUGAUGCUUUCAGUUUGGUCCCAGUCAUAAGAGAAUACGUUAAGCCUGGUACAGCUGUUAUUACAGAUGAUUGGGAAGGAUAUAGUCCACUCAGCCAACUUCCCGAGGGCUAUUUACACUAUGUAACUGAUCGAACUAGAGGGGCGCGUGAAUCCGAGCAAGGUGCUGUUCAUAUUCAAACGGUUAUUGGCCACUGGUCUCAUUGGAAGAGACACUUUGAAAGCUUGAAUGGCACGAAAGUGGAAGAGUUCGAGACUCGGUUGGACGAGUAUUUGUGGCGAAUGCGUCACUCCAAAGCAAUAUUGCAAUCAUUCUGUUACUCUGUUACAUUACUUUUUGAAAGAUUGACGUCUAUCAACUGCUUUGUCGUGCUCCGGAUUAAUGGAUGCACAAAACAUUCGUUGACUAUUUUCAGCCCACCCGAUCCCAUACCAUCAACAAACGCCUACUUCUACCCAUAA
This is a messenger RNA of Opisthorchis viverrini, 2190 nucleotides long. RefSeq lists its product as hypothetical. The transcript has 13 exons. The record is from RefSeq and is a predicted model, not a curated record. Bases 193 to 2190 code for a protein of 665 amino acids. NCBI's taxonomy places the organism in Eukaryota, Metazoa, Platyhelminthes, Trematoda, Opisthorchiida, Opisthorchiidae.